AUUUUACGUAAAUGCGUUCGAAGUGCACAGAUUGCUUUAAUUUUUUGUAGUUUGACGACGUUCCCUUAAUCCUUCAUUGACUCGUUUGUGUCGGACGGAUCCCCGGAUUCCUCGCGCCUGCGCCCCUGCGUCUGCCGCACUCACCGCCGCCAGAGCCUGACUGAAAUCACAGACACGGGGCCUUCCUCGCCAGCAUCCCUCCAUCCAGCUCUAAUUCCCAGAGGAGGGGGGAGUAGCCGAGAAUCUGUCUGGAACAACGAAGAAGUUGCCGGACAUCCACCGCGUGUGUUUCAGGGGUUUCGGCUCUUCAGCUGAACUGAGGGUAUUCAAACUUGGAGCAAUGGAAAGAAAGCGUCCAGGGAUGACCUCAGGGGCACGGAUGCCCCAUCAAGGCGCUCCCAUGGGGCCUCCUGGACCUCCAUAUGGGGGAACACCACCAAUUCGUGCAGGGAUGCCUAACUCAGCACUAGACCCCAAUCGAAAACGUCCUGCCCCAACCCCGCCAGUGCAACCUCCCCCUGUCCAGAACCGUCCCAGAAAGAAACCACUUGGAUUUCCAGCAACAAAUGAGAUAUCUGCAAGACAGAUGGACAUGAGAGGCGCCCAAUCAGAUCCUUCAAUUGGAUGCUUCAAUGCCAAGAGAAGAAAAAUGGAAGACAAGAUUCUCCCUCAGAGGAUCCGUGAACUGGUGCCGGAGUCCCAGGCGUACAUGGAUCUCCUGGCUUUUGAGCGCAAACUUGACCAAACCAUUAUGAGGAAGAGGGUGGAUAUACAAGAAGUCCUCAAAAGACCAAUGAAGCAAAAGCGGAAACUACGAUUGUACAUUUCAAACACUUUCAACCCUGCCAAACCUGACGCAGAGGACUGUGAGGGCAGCAUUGCAUCCUGGGAGCUGCGUGUAGAGGGCAAAUUGUUGGAUGAUCCUGGAAAACAAAAGAGGAAGUUUUCAUCUUUCUUUAAGAGCCUUGUUAUUGAGCUGGAUAAGGAUCUAUAUGGCCCUGAUAACCACUUAGUGGAGUGGCACCGCACUCCGACGACCCAGGAGACCGACGGCUUCCAGGUGAAGAGACCUGGCGAUGUGAAUGUGCGCUGUACCCUCUUACUCAUGCUGGAUUACCAGCCUCCUCAGUUUAAGUUGGAUCCUCGCCUUGCACGUCUCCUUGGCAUCCACACUCAGACCCGCUCCUGCAUCAUCCAGGCUUUAUGGCAGUACGUCAAGACGAACAAGCUGCAGGAUCCUCAUGAGAAGGAGUACAUCAACUGUGAUAAAUAUUUCCAGCAGAUCUUUGACUGUCCUCGUCUGAAGUUUUGUGAGAUCCCCCAGCGACUAACUAACCUUAUGCUGCCGCCUGAUCCUAUUGUGAUCAAUCACAUUAUCAGCGUGGAUCCAAAUGACCAGAAGAAGACAGCAUGCUAUGACAUUGAUGUUGAAGUUGAUGAUCCUCUUAAGAGUCAGAUGAAUGGAUUCCUGCUGUCAACAGCCAAUCAGCAAGAAAUUGCAUCCCUGGACAACAAGAUCCAUGAAACUAUCGAGUCCAUCAACCAACUGAAGAUCCAAAGAGAUUUUAUGCUUAGCUUCUCAAGGGACCCCAAGGGCUACAUCCAGGACUGGAUCUGCUCCCAGAACCGGGACCUUAAGCUGAUGACAGACACAGUAGGAAAUCCAGAGGAAGAGAGAAGAGCAGAGUUUUAUAACCAGCCCUGGUCUCAGGAAGCUGUUAGCCGCUAUUUCUAUUGCAAGAUUCAGCAACGAAGACAGGAGCUUGAACAAGCUUUGGCAGUGCGAAACACCUAAAAUAUCUCAGUUUCAAAAAUAUCUCAGUUUCAAGAAUAAGUUGACAACUAAUUUGCUUUACCUGUGGCUUGGUCACUUUUAUUCUGGUGAUAUCCACACUGGGCAGUUUUCCAUGGACAUGAAAGGAUUAGACCCCUUCUCAAAAUGAGGUUUGGACUGAUUUUUUAACCAAUGAGGGUCAGUGAAAGUGUAAUUGUACUCUUAUUUAAUGUAUUUUUAAUGUACAGUUGAAUGUAUAACCUCACAGUACAAUGAAUUUAAAAAAGUGGCUUGGAAAUGCCACUUUCACACUGAUAACACACAAAUACAGCAGCUAUCUUAAUUGUUUUUACUUCAGUUUUAUUUUUAUGCACGUAAGUGCUGAUACACUGUGUGUCUUCUCACUUGGAAAGGUAGAACAUGAAUACAAUUUUAUAAUGCCUGGGAAUUUUUUUAACCAUUAAUGACAUGCUAAAUGUUAGUAUGUAAGUAUAGAUUUGGAAUCUGUCCAGUUUUCUGUACAUGUUCUUUCAACACAUUCUGCUUUCAGCGUUCACCUUUGUUUGUCUUUCUUUAAAUCUGCACUGUGCAAAAAAUAUCAUGAAGAAAUCCACUGGAUGAAAAUCAGCCAACUUUAUUUGCAAUAAGUCACAUGUAUUGUCUUAAUUUUAAUAUGUUAAAGAAAAUUCUUGCUACAAUAAGGUAAAUCUUUCUGAUUUGUGAACACUUGUGUUAACAACACCAUUUUUUUGUCUAUUGUUAAAAACUACAAAAUAAUUUCUCAUAAGCAGUGUUUAUAAAUGAUGUUUGAAAGCAUCUUCAAUUUUAGAGGCUUUAAAUGCCAGUAAAACAAAAUAUGUUCUAAAUAUAUUGUGUGUUGAUAAAUACAAUAAUGCAUGUUGCAUGUGAAUAUUUUCGUGUUUUUAUUUUUAUGAGUUUUUUUAAGCAUGAUUCUGAAAUGUUUUGAAUCUUUGUUGCCUUAUUAAAUCAUUGAUAUGCACAGGAAGCAUUAACCAAAGGUUAAGUACAAUUACAUCAUCUUUGUGAAUGCCAAUAAAUUACUAAAUUUUACUGAAUAUUCCAUCACACGUGUUGAUGGCAUUUGUAUACCUGUGGCCUGAGAUGUGCUUGAUGCACAAGUGUAACAGAUGAGAACUGUCUUAUGAAUGUUGACCCUUUACAUUUUUUACAAGACAUUCUUACUGUGUUAUGGAUUUUAUUUAAAUAAGUACAGUGCGUCUGUUAUGGACAUUUUUAACAAGAUUAAUAAAAUAAAUACAAAAUCAUGAUCA
Carassius carassius (crucian carp) is the source of this 3066-nucleotide messenger RNA. Its product is annotated as SWI/SNF-related matrix-associated actin-dependent regulator of chromatin subfamily D member 3-like. The transcript has 14 exons. Gene Ontology annotation, biological process: regulation of transcription by RNA polymerase II. Gene Ontology annotation, cellular component: SWI/SNF complex; nucleus. Lineage: Eukaryota; Metazoa; Chordata; Actinopteri; Cypriniformes; Cyprinidae. The coding region runs from base 341 to 1795 and encodes 484 amino acids. The record is from RefSeq and is a predicted model, not a curated record.